AUGGCGUCCUGGGAUUCAUUUGUGACGAUAGCCAGCUAUAUCUCGCUCGAGGACAUCGUGAGGCCUCCAAAGAAGGAUGUAGAAAGCAAACAUGCUACCCACGUCCUGGGACUGGUCGCGGACGCUCGGGGGAAAGGAUACGAUUCAGUCUGCCUCCCGCUGACGACGCAAAAGUGGAAAGAACGGUGGGCAGGGAUGUGUCUCGCCCCGGAACGAGGCACCCCCGGGCCCGACGAGGAGCGAAAUGCGACACCGAGCGACGGGAUGGCAGGUGCCGUGGAGGACCCGCAGAUCGGCAAGGUGGCGGAGGAGUGGAGACAGAAGCCUGCAUUCACGCUCGACGAGGUCACUGUUACGCGAUUGGACGAGGCCGAGGGGACGACGGUCAUGAUCUCGGACUGGCUGGAGGUCGAUGGGCCAGAUGAUUGGAUCAGGCAUGACGCUGAGAUCGCACUACAACAAGAGCUGGCGUAUGCAUCGUACUUGAAUAUCCACACCGCGAUACUCCCCCCUCCCCGCACCCGGGCACACGUUGCGUCGUACGGCCGCAUCGUGCAAGCGUGUCUCAAGAAGACACCGUACAUGCAGCUCGCGAUACGUCUCCCCAUAUACAACCCCUACGCAAAUGGGGGGCAGGAUGUCAUUACAUCCAAGGGCGACGGCGUGUCCUCGAACCCCGGGACCCCGCGUCUCGUCGUCUCAGACGUCGCGAAUGCGUCGGUGGAGCCGUUCCAGGCAGAUCUAAAUGAGACGUGGGAGAUGUGGGAUGUCAUUCGGUCGAUAUGCGAUUACGACCCGCGUUUGGUUCUCAUGCUUGAUUUGACGCCGCUGCCUUUCCCCACCGCCACGGAGGCACUCCUUAAAUGGAACGCCGAACCGGUGAAAUACCUCUUCCUCCCCUCCUCGACGUUCAUCGCAAAUAUGAAAGGGUACCCCGUCCUCCCCAAAGCAACGCAGUCUUUCAUCCGCGAAAUGAUGGCGGCAGGUCAUCGACCCACGAUCGUGCUCGCUGAUACAACGAAGGGGCGACAUCAUAAGGGCGGGGAGGCGGUAUAUGCGCAGUAUGUAAGGCAUCUGGAGAAGACGAGCCCGCAUGUUAUUGCGGCGAAGAAGGCGGGGACGGUGGAGCAUUUUGCGCAGGGGUAUCAGGAUUAUCUGCAGGCCCCGUUACAGCCGUUGAUGGAUAAUUUGCAAAGUACGACGUACCAGACGUUCGAGCAGGAUCCUGUGAAGUACAGAAAUUACGAAGAGGCUAUGUACCAGGCAUUGAUGGACUGGUCGACUAACGACGCAGUGAUAUUCUGUAUCGCUGGAGCCGGCCGCGGCCCCAUAGUCCAACGAUGUUUGAACGCAAUCGACCGUUCACACAAAGCGGCAUCAGUAUAUGCCGUAGAGAAGAACCCAAACGCGUUUGUGACGCUUCAAUCACGGCAGAAGAACGAAUGGGGCGAUAGAGUUAACUUGGUCUUUGGGGACAUGCGGCAUAUCGACGUGCCCGAGAAAGCCGAUAUUCUGGUCAGCGAGCUGCUGGGGUCCUUUGGCGACAACGAGCUUAGCCCGGAGUGCCUAGACGGUGCAAUGAGGUUCUUGAAGCCGAGCGGAAUAUCUAUACCCUCGUCGUACACCGCGCACCUUGCGCCGCUGUCGUCUUCGAAGCUGUUCAACGAAGCUAGGUCGGGGAAGGAUGAGAAGCACCUGGAGACGCCGUAUGUCGUGAUGUUCCAGGCGAUCAAUAUCCUGAGCGGGGACGAUGGUGGGAAGAGUGGCAUGUGUGGCCCGAAGAUCCAGGAGUGCUGGGAGUUCGUUCACCCGAGGCGAGACGCGGUCGUUGGGCCUAACGGAUUGCCGCUUACCAACAGUCACAACGCACGGUCUGCCAAGCUUGUAUACCACAUUCCUCAAGCUGGUGUUAUUCAUGGAUUUGCUGGAUACUUUGAAGCGGUCUUGUAUGGGACGGUUGGCUUGAGCAUCCAUCCAGAUCGGAAAGACAAGAUAUCGAAGGAUAUGCUAAGUUGGUUUCCUCUAUUUUUCCCGUUGAAGGAACCGAUGUACCUCCCAAAUGAUGCUGAGUUGCAUGUAUCUCUGUGGCGACUCACAGACAAGCGCCAGGUGUGGUAUGAAUGGCACGCCGAAGCAUUCCUCUAUUUGUCUGCCGGUCCAGACGGCAAACGGGACUCCAUCGGUUCGCUGCGAUCAAGCUGCGUCUCAUUUUCAAGCUAUCCCGCCUCUUUCUUUCUUCCUCUCAUCUCGCCCGUUCACACCGUCGAGUACUUAAAACUCGCCUGUCGCUCGCUCGCACAUUCGUUCUUUGAAAGGAAUUCUUUAGUGUCAACCAUGAAGUCCUGCUUUGCCGCCAUUGCCCUCCUCUCGGUCGUUCCUGGUAUCCUUGGCUUGAUGAUCAACACGCCAGUGGGCGUUGUCCAGUGCCAGCCAAUCCUACUGAACUGGCAAGACGGGCAAACACCCUACUUCCUCUCAAUUAUCCCCGGCGGUCAACCCAAUGCUGCUGCGCUCGAGCAGUUCCCAUCUACUGAUGCGACCUCCUUCACUUGGACGCCUAAGGAAGCGGGUUCAGUCACCAUUCAACUUCGUGAUUCCACAGGAACGACUGCUUAUACCGACAUCGUUAAUAUCUCUGGGUCGACCACACCAUGUGCAAGUGGCAGUUCGUCGGUCGCUGGUUCUACUGGUGCCGCUACUGGUGCUCCUGGCAGUAGCACCCCCGCUACUAGCGCCCCGGCAGCCACCAGCCCACAAUCUAGCAGUGGCGCAUCGUCCUCCCCUGCAUCCCCAGCUUCGGGGUCAUCCACUGGGUCUGUUCGACCUUCGUCGGCUUCUGUUUCGGCUACUCCUUCCUCCGGCGCUGCCGCAGCAUCUGGGAGCAACGCGGCUAGUCGUCUCAACGAUGGUGCUUUCGGUCUCGCUGGACUCCUUGGCUUCAUCGGUGCCGCUGCCUUGUUGUAA
Molecule: messenger RNA, 2964 nt
Organism: Pleurotus ostreatus (oyster mushroom)
Lineage: Eukaryota; Fungi; Basidiomycota; Agaricomycetes; Agaricales; Pleurotaceae
Gene: SKB1
Product: methyltransferase protein
Exons: 21
Coding region: 1-2964 (987 amino acids)
Biological process (GO): regulation of DNA-templated transcription
Cellular component (GO): nucleus; cytosol
Source: RefSeq, a predicted model, not a curated record